AUGUCCACACAGUCACAUUACACACCUCAAGGAGUUCCCGCAGACGGCCAAUCAAUAGAGCACCUCGUCGCUCAGGAAAGAAAAACCAUCACAGAAUUGCUCAUUCCUGAAGCACCGUCGGCAAGCGCCACAAAUGGUCUCACCAAUGCUGACCAUCUGAAUCCCCCAGAUCUUGAUGUUCUCGCUUCAGCUCUGGGUGCUCCUGCCCGGCAAGUCCUCAGGCGUGCACAAGAAUUGGGCCCUCUGACCGGAUGGAGGGACGGUUACCUAACAAGCACGCACGGUUUCUGCCCUCCAGACCCCUCGGCGGCACCUGCUGCACUCUCAAUGUCACCUGGAAGAAUAUGGUCUGAUCUCUGCGAGAGAAUGCCGGCAGUGGUAGCGCGGGGCAAAAUGCGCGAAUCCAUCCUGGCCCUACCUCUCGUCUAUGGCACAGAAGACGUCAUACCGGAUCAAGCCCUCUGGGCUGCAGUGGUUUGCCUGGGUAUACUUGCCAGCGUUUACCGGUAUGAAGAACGCAACGAUGGCCACGAGGGAAUCAGCAUAACUGCGCCGCCGGGAACCUUUCGGAACUUGUCGGGAGAAGCAGAUGACGAAGAAGAGGAGACGAAAGGGAUUCCUAGGAAUAUUGCUAUCCCUCUUCGCCAGAUAUGUACAAGGAUGGGGAGAGUUUUACCCCAUUUGACCCAGUAUGAUGUCUCCGUAUACAACUACAAGCUUCGAGAUCCCACCAGCAUCAACCCAUAUGUCGCAAGAUGCGAAAAUAUGGACCUACGGUGGCCCGUCUUCAACGAUCGCGGUGAGGCAAUGUUCCUCCUGUGCAUGGCCGAGACGCACGGAUGCUUCACUCAAGGAGUCGAGGUGAUUACAAGAUGUCAAGAGCGAGUCAUGGUGAAGGAUAAAGAAGGCCUGCUUCGAGAGCUAAUCAAAUUGAAAACGAUAGUGGACAGGUUCGUCCACGUCUUCCAGAAGAUCAGCGUCAAUCCAAACUCGGGCGAAAAUUUUGCGAAUCCAGUCGAGUGGGGUCAGAGAUAUGCAAAAUUCAGCGCUCCUCUUUCUAAACGUGUUCCUGCAUUGUCCGGACUUGCUUUGCCAGUAUUCCUAUUGAUGGAUGCGUUUAUUGGGAGAAGAAAGUACGACAGCUUCCUCGGGAGAGAAGCCCUCCAUCUUAGAGCUUGGCUGCCAAUGAACAUUCGAGCAUUCAUUGCCGCUAUCGAGUAUCAUUAUCAGAUCCCCGCCUUCGUGAAAGAGUCUGGCGACCCACGCCUGAUGGGUGUGAUGGAGGGCAUUCUUGAGGCGUAUCUGUCGGAGCGCGGCUGGUUCGGAACACACCGCUAUAAAGUCUAUGGCUUCCUGGAAGUCGUCGCCAAAACUGGUCGGAGUGAGACGAACGGGAAUGCUGGGUCAUCCGACAACAUAGGAAGGCCAUGGGAAGAGGUGCACAAAACUCUUUCUGAAUCAAUGAGAGAACGUUUAGAACCGUUCCGAGGUAAAGUCACCCUGCAACCCCACGAGCUGCGAGGGUCGUUCGAAGAAUGCAGAUUCAAAGCAAGAAUUCUAUCCCGUUCCUUCGUGGAUACGGAUCAUCUGCGGUCCACGGCCAUGGUAACUUUCGGUCUCGAAGGCACUGGCAUUACCUUCCAACCCGGAGACCGACUUGCCAUUAUGCCAGUCAAUAGCUGGGCGGAAGUAGGGAAGAUCACUGCCGCUCUAGGUCUGGACGAGCUCCUCCACAAAUCAGUCCCAGUUUCACAAAGUCCAGACUGGAAUCGCUUUGCUCGGCAUCUGAAAUCCGUUAAUCGAAUUGACGGCGAACCCUCUCUAACGGUGCAAGACAUUCUACGACGAGGACACUUGGCGCCUUUGACAAAGGAGACGGUUAUGGCCUUCCACAUGGCACUUCGAGCCUCAUCAUCAAGCGUGCUAAAAGUUCUGGGAUCCGAGAUGUGGCCAGUCGAGGGCUCCAUAGGAGACUUACUUCAACUCGCCAUCGCAGAAGUUUCCUCGACGAUAUGGGACCGAGCAUUUAAUCUGUCCGAUCUUUCGUGGCUUCCGAAAUUAAUCCCCGUUGAGGUACCGCGAACUUACAGCAUCUCUAAUUACUCAAAUGAACUGCUUCCGAGCACUGUUGACCUGACUGUUGCCCGCACUGAGUCCCAGUUGGCAUCUAUACUGCAGUCCACCAAUCCCUACAACCGGCGCCAUGGAGUUAGCAGUGGAUGCCUUAACCCGGACCCUUCUUCCUCCGGAGAGAUGUUCGAUGACGAAGAAUACCUUAUUGGAAUCUCUAGACCCAUCAAUUUCCAGCUCCCUGUUACCAUGACUGGCCCUAUCGCAAUGUUUGCAGGAGGCUCGGGAAUUGCACCUUUCAGAGGCUUCUGGCAAGCAAGAGCUCAAACCAGUGUUGGAAGGAACAUCCUCUUCCUUGGGGUACAGUCGCGGGAGCGAUUCUCUUACGAGCAUGAACUUCGAGAAUAUGUACAAAACGGCCAGAUCGAACUUCACACUGCGUUCUCGAGGGACAGAAAUGGUCUUAUCUACGAUCCAGUGUCUCGAGAUCUUGUCGAGAAGCAGAUGAGUCCUCGGUAUCUCGACGCGACAAUAAUAGAACAGGGGCGAACGGUCUGCGAUCUUGUCAUCUCAAAGAGUCAAGGUGGGCUUGGAGGCCAUCUGUAUAUCUGUGGCUCCGUGUCGAUGUACGAAACGAUCAUAUCGGGAAUUCGCCAGGCCAUCUACCAAAACUGGGCGUCAACCAAAGAGUCGGCCGACAGCUUGCUGGUCAAAGCAUUUGCCGAAAGACGCUUCAUGCUGGACAUUUUCAUGACGCCGCGUCCAAUCAGUUAUGCCACUCCACGUAUUCCUCUGUCCAGAUUGGCACUGAAUACUGGCCACCGUAAAGGGUCUAGGAUGUACAUUGGUGUCCAUGGUGGUGUUUACGAUGUCACUGACUUCCUUCCAAUUCAUCCCGGAGGCACCUUGAUUGCUCAAGCAAGUGCUGGACUGGAUGCCUCAAAGACCUUUGACGACGUGGCUCACACCACAAAUCCAGAGGUCAUGAGUCUGCUAUCAAAAUACUUCGUCGGUCACCUUGCAGCGAAACCGGACUUCCGGUCGAUCGAAAUCAGCGGCAUCUACGAUCUCUGGUAUCAAUACCUACGCAGUUGCGUGGAAGCUCUUACCACGUUACACUUCGAGGUGGACUACAUCCAGCAGGAUGCGCGGACUUGGUUUCAAGGCGACCUCUUCAAUAUGGGUGGUGUGAGGAAAUUCUAUCAGUUUCAGUCAAGGCUGAUGCAGAAUGGAUUUUCAACCUUGUUUGGGGCCAAGCUUCAGGAGCUGCAUCUUAAGCUCACAUUCGCGCUGGUCAAUUCUGGGGCAUCAGAAACCCGAGUGCCGGAUGUCAUUGGUGUCAUCACCAGAGCGCAAGCCUCUGCUGCCGCUGCUACCGCCGCCAACGAAAUCGCGCAGAUCGGCUCAUUUGUCUGCAAUAACCACCAGGCCCAGCUCCAAGAGAACGGGAUCUUACAGUACGCCCGUGCAGUGACUGAGUUGGACGUCCACUUUCUGGAAGAAAUCCGUGAAGAUGUUUGCAUGGGUAUGGACGCCUUCGAUGUCAUCGAGUGCAUCGAGUCUGGUACCGACAAACACAGACUGGUCAGUCUUAGCACAUAUCUGCUCUCGGUCCUGGAGCGUGUUGCUGAACGUCUCGGCACCUUUUACUCGAGGCUCUCCAGAGAAUCCAUCUAUCGCCCGGAAAUGGAGAAGAACCCCGCAAGGACGCGAUGGAAUGUGCUGAAAAGGAAGAUACAUGAUGGAUCGUUUUUCAUCCUUGCUCAAGCUUCAGCAUUCAGCAACACCAACCAUGCGGCAAAACCAUUCCGCUCAACACGGUAUGCGGAUCAGGAUAUCGUAUUUGGUCAAGUUGUCUCUCAAGCCAAGCAGGCAAUUGACGCCGACAGGCCACGUGUGGGAAGGGGGUCAGGACGGGAAGCCAAAACAGCCUCCACUCGUCCCGCACGUCUGGCCGAUUCGCAUACUGCCAGGGCCGCCCAUGGCGUUGACACCCCAUCGUCUUACGAGAUACAUGAGUCACGCAAUGCUCUUCAAUCGAUCUCUUCCUUUAUGGACUCGAACAUGCAGUCUAUCAAGCGCUUGAGUCAAUUACCUUCAGACCUGAGUUUUGCAAACAUCGUGGCCGCUUAUGGCACCGGUGGUAGAAAGAUACCAUCAGUGCCGUCCUUGAAGGAAACGGAUGAAGGGUCUCCAGGGCCAGCAGAACAUCGACGUGGAGAUUCACAGUCGUCCUAUAUCAGCAACUGGCCUCUUGCUGUGCCUACGAGGUCUGGAUCAAGAAGUUUGAACAAUUCCCAAGCAGGCGACAAACCGCGAUUGGUGAGAAGGCCGACAAACGGGUCCAUUUCCAGUGUUAGCGGACUCCCACACAAUCCGGCGCCCAGUGCCCAAAGCCAUGCAUCAUUCAUAGGGAAGCCAGUCCUCCGAGCACCGGACGCUACCCCGAAUGCUGCAAAGCCUUUCCCCAGGCCGUUGCCGCCAAACUUGACAACUCGAAGUCGGUCUCAAUCUAGGAGCAGAAGCGAUUCCGAGAAUGGUUCGAGUUAUGAUCGAUCAACGGACACUUCUACCAGGACCAUGGAAGCGCCUGUUGCAACCCUGCAUUCACAGCUCAUGCGACGCCAGGUAUCUAGCACUUCAGUCCAGAACAAGAGUGUGGCCGAAGUUGAGUCCACAGCUAGCAGUUCCCAGGCUCAACAUCCGUUGUGGCAAACCUCUGAAACAAAUCCUAUGCCAGCUAUUCACAAAGGAGCUCCACACAUGAGGAACGAAAUACUCCUCAAGCAGAUGCAACAGCAGAAUGAUAUCAUCAUGAAAGCUCAAGAAAAGGGCACGCUUGCCGUCCGAGGCGUGAGCCCCACUUCCAGUGGUCUGCGAAUCCUGAAAUUGGCCUCAGCACCAGAAAUGAUAACAAGGCAAGCAAGAAGAGAGGGAUCUGGCAUUCCUGAUCUAUCUCCAGGAGAUACAAUGGGCAACUUCAGAGCGCCACCCCAGCUGCUCAACGUACGAUAAGAAGCCUGGUAGUGGAAAGACAUCGGGAUACAAAACAAGAAUAGAUCUGGG
Cladophialophora immunda is the source of this 5136-nucleotide messenger RNA. RefSeq lists its product as uncharacterized. Bases 1 to 5085 code for a protein of 1694 amino acids. Gene Ontology annotation, cellular component: cytosol. The record is from RefSeq and is a predicted model, not a curated record. Gene Ontology annotation, molecular function: metal ion binding; NADPH-hemoprotein reductase activity; heme binding. The transcript is spliced from 4 exons. Lineage: Eukaryota; Fungi; Ascomycota; Eurotiomycetes; Chaetothyriales; Herpotrichiellaceae.